This is a messenger RNA of Liolophura sinensis, 10025 nucleotides long. Its product is annotated as coiled-coil domain-containing protein 102A-like. Gene Ontology annotation, cellular component: myosin complex. Lineage: Eukaryota; Metazoa; Mollusca; Polyplacophora; Chitonida; Chitonidae. The transcript has 8 exons. The record is from RefSeq and is a predicted model, not a curated record. Bases 377 to 1987 code for a protein of 536 amino acids.
AAAGGUAAUACACUGGCUACUUUAAAUAUACCAUCGCAUUUUAAAUAGCAAACAGCAAAGUUUGAACCACUCCAAAUUAUGGUCUCGAAUGUUCUCGUUUGAUGUGCGAGAAUGUGCAACUGUGCUAGUUUCAGUGUCUGACAUUCUAUAAAAAAAAUGGGCCUAUCGAUGCUGCAAUCUCAAGCUGGACGUUUCUUGGUCUUCCUGUAACAACUACGUAGAUGGGGGAUGAGGAUGUGUUAACAUCUGCACCUGAAAUAAUGUUAGCUCCUGACUCCCUUUUACGAUGAUUUAAGAAUAGCUUCACAUGCAAGUUUGGGGUGUCUGAUAUUAAACUUUUUUACCUGGCAUAAGAUAACGAGUACCAUAUGUUUCGAUGAGCCAGAAAGUGAACUCUAGCAUGGGCCCUAAGGCUGAUGCUCCGUUUGCAGGAGCCAGUGGCCACGGGUACACACCCCUUUCCCCAGGUGGAAAGGAGUCGCGAAAGACACUCCCUCAUUCACCAUCACCGCACAUGGUGGAGAAUGACUGGGAUGGUCAGGAUGACAUGAGGAAGCAUGAGGUGGAGGAGGCACGGGCUCGUGCCGCGCAAAUGGAGAAGACGAUGCGAUGGUGGUCCGACUGCACGGCCAAUUGGCGAGAGAAGUGGAGCAAGGUUCGCAAUGAGAGGAAUAAGGCACGUGAUGAAAAUCGACACUUACGGACUAAGCUGGAGGCGGUUAUUAAGGAGUGCACUUUGCUGAAAAGGGAAAAACAGGAACUACGGUGUGAACUGGAGCAAGUAAAGAAACCAGGCACUGGUAUGGUCCAGAUGAUUUGUGAUGGUCAGAGGUUAGGCAUGGACGGUGAUCUUAGUGCUCCUGACAACACUUGUGAAUCUGCAGUUUUGGGUGGAGCUGUGGCACCAGUGCUGACCUCUCAACCUGACCUCUCCAAACUGCCAGACAGUAGUGACUUCAUGCACAAAAUUCUGAAGAAGGACAGUGAUUCUGUGAGUGUUGUGUCAGAAACCAUGGAGAGGCUGAAACAGACGAGGCAGAAACUGGACGACGUGUCCAUUGCGGGAGAGGAGUCCAUCGCAGAGGAAAAACUGUCUCUCUUAGAAAUGAAACUAGAAGAAUCCCAGAAGACGAUACAGGUUGAGAGAGAUGAGAAAUCAAGUUUAACCAGAAGUAUUGAAAAGAUGCAAACAGAAUUGAACAGCUAUAAGACUAAAUAUGAAGAAGCCAAGAAAGCCAGACAGGACACAAUGCUAGAGCUAACAAAAUUGAAAGACAGUCAUAAAGAUGAGAUAGGAAGAAUAGUUCUAGAGUUGGAAGAUGAGUCAACUUCUCGUUCUACCAUGGACAGACGCCUCGGGGAAUUGCGUAAAGAGCUGGAAAGGUUACAAUCUGAGAAUGCUGCUGAGUGGGGUAAGCGAGAGAGACUGGAGACGGAGAAGCUUUCACUGGAGCGGGAGAACAAGAAACUGCGGAUCCUGAUCACAGACCUGGAGGAGCAGGUGGAGCGGAAGAACCAGCAGGCCUCCACCAUGAUGGAUAGCGACAUGAAGACCCUACAGUAUGACCUCUCUGAGAAAACAAAGGAGCUGAAUGAACUGAGACAUGCCCAUUCUAAGCUGAGGAAGACUUUACAGGAAAAGUCGACAGAGUUGGAGCACACAAGACGACGUGCUGAACAGUAUGAGCUGGAGGUGAAGAAGCUGAGGGGUCGAGUGGAGGAGUUGAAGAGAGAGCUGUCCACAGCAGAGGAUGAGGCUGACAGCCAGGCCAACCUGGUCAGAAAGCUACAGAGAAGCAAUGAUGAGUUGCAGGAGCAGGUAGAUAACUUACAGUUGCAAGUGGAGCAUCUACAGAGCAGGCUACGCAGUGCUAGUCAGCCUCUGCUGAAGACCCGAUCCUCCAGUCUCAAGUCAUUUGAGGACAAAGAGGUGGAUGAUGAAGAAGAGGAUGCAGACAGUGAAGAUGACCUGGAUGACCUCUCUUAGCACACACGAGGUGACAAGGAUGAACCAAAGAAACAAUGAUCUGUUAAGCUGUCAAUCAAAAGAACACUGCAGAACAUGGGCAGGGCUGAGAAUAAGAGGUUGUGAAAACAUCAUUGUCUGAUCACACACAGCUCUCUUAGUCUAAGAUCUUCCGUAUCAUGGAGAGAUUCACUUGUACAAUACCUGUGUUUGUAUUGUAUCUGAUGUCACGCCUCUUAAAGUGACCUUGGCAGCUGGUGUGAUGGUUUAAAAUCUGGCAGUAGUGAAUACUGAAUACAUACUGGUUGUAAAACAAAUACUGUUCUGUAGUAAUGUGAAUACUAGUAUGCUUAGUCAGCAUGUGAUACGGUAGUUUUAACGACAUGGAUACUUCGUGCUUUUGAACCCUUCAGGAUGGUUGUGUUUAUGAGGUCCGUAGGAACAGGGUAGAAAAAUAUAUUUAUGUUGUCCAUGUAAUGUGAAGUGUGAAAAAUGUGUUAGCAGUGAUAAUGUACGUGUAUAUUUGUGUGCAGAAGUUACGUGACAUUCUAAAUCUGCAGCAGUCAUUUGUGCAGAAUUGAUGUGGGGUUCUAAAGAUGCAGUAGUCAUGAUGGCUGAAGGCUGGGAAAGGCAGUUCCUUAUAUUGUUAUUUCGUCUCUGCCUCAGGUGUUUCCUUAACAGCCUCCAUAUUCUGACUUAACAGUACCCAUAUUCUGACUUAGCAGUACCCAUAUUCACACUUAACAGUACCCAUAUUCACACUUGUAAACUUGGUUUUGUAUAAUCUGAAAAUUGGAUCUUCCAGUAAUUGCAAAUUUUUUGGGUGCAGUUGUAAGGUUGGAAUGACAGAAAAUUUGUUUUCAUUGUACCUUAAUAUAAUGUUGAUCAUUUCAAAGAUCUGCUGCAAGUAGAAAGGGAAUUUUGUUAACAUAUUGGAUUUCAGCCACCAGAUUUUGUCUAAUGGAUCUGACGAGUGUUUUGAGACAACAGAAACAAAAGAGCAAAAUCCUGUCUGGCUAAGAGAGUGAAAGCACUGUAAUAACAGCCAAUGCUUACCACAUGUUCAAAUCCAGAUUCAAGUGAAUUCUCAUUUAUGACUGGUUAUUUAUUACUGGUGCACGCCUAUAAUGUGGGUCCGGGUUUUCUGUGGAUUAGCUUCAUCCUGUAAAUCUUCCAGCUCUAGCCAAAGCCUGAGGGUUGACUGAUGUCUGAUGUCAACAAAUAUGACAAAUACAUUACAUAGUAAGUAAAUAUGCAUCAAGAACAAAAUCCAUGUUUCAACUUGAAACUAUUUUAAAAGAAUAAUGGAGAUAAUUAUACAGAUAUUCUAUUAGUUUAAAGAAUGAUAGAGAUAAUUAUACAGAUAUUCUGUUAGUUUAAAGAAUAAUGGAGAUAAUUAUACAGAUAUUCUGUUUAAAGAAUGAUGGAGAUAAUUAUAUAGAUAUUCUGUUAGUUUAAAGAAUGAUGGAGAUAAUUGUACAGAUAUACUUUUAGUUUUAGGAAUGAUGGAGAUAAUUAUACAGAUAUUCUGUUAGUUUAUACCAAAGAUGACCAUGAUAAGGGAACCAGAAAGUAUUGUACUUACACCAAGGUGCCUUUUGUGAUACUACUUACACUGAUCAGGCAGAUAAUACAGUAAUACAGAAAAAGAGUGUGUGUACACACAUCCGUGUUUGCUUCAGGUCAAACAUGGAAGAGAGUGUGUCUACAGACAUGCAUGUUAACAUCAGGUCAAACAUGGAAGAGAUUGUGUGUACACACAUCCAUGUUAACAUCAGGUCAAACAUGGAAGAGAGUGUUUGUACACACAUCCGUGUUAACAUCAGGUCAAACAUCGAAGAGAGUGUGUGUACACACAUCCGUGUUAACAUUCGGUCAAACAUGGAAGAGUGUGUGUGUAUAUACAUCUGUGUUAACAUCAGGUCAGACAUGGAAGAGAGUGUGUGUACACACAUUGGUGUUAACAUCAAGUCAGACAUGGAAGAGAGUGUGUGUACAUAUAUCCGUGUUAACAUCAAGUCAAACAUGGAAGAGAGUGUGUGCACAUACAUCUGUGUUAACAUCAAGUCAAACAUGGAAGAGAGUGUGUGUACAUACAUCUGUGUUAACAUCAAGUCAAACAUGGAAGAGGGUGUGUGUACACACAUUGGUGUUAACAUCAAGUCAGACAUGGAAGAGAGUGUGUGUACAUAUAUCCGUGUUAACAUCAAGUCAAACAUGGAAGAGAGUGUGUGCACAUACAUCUGUGUUAACAUCAAGUCAAACAUGGAAGAGUGUGUGUGUACAUACAUCUGUGUUAACAUCAGGUCAGACAUGGAAGAGAGUGUGUGUACAUACAUCCGUGUUAACAUCAGGUCAGACAUGGAAGAAAGUGUGUGUACAUACAUCCGUGUUAACAUCAGGUCAGACAUGGAAGAGAGUGUGUGUACACACAUCUGUGUUAACAUCAGGUCAGACAUGGAAGAGUGUGUGUACAUACAUCUGUGUUAACAUCAGGUCAGACAUGGAAGAGAGUGUGUGCACAUACAUCCGUGUUAACAUCAGGUCAGACAUGGAAGAGAGUGUCUGCACAUACAUCUGUGUUAACAUCAAGUCAAACAUGGAAGAGAGUGUGUGUACACACAUUGGUAUUAACAUCAGGUCAAACAUGGAAGAGAGUGUGUGUACAUACAUCCAUGUUAACAUCAGGUCAGACAUGGAAGAGAGUGUGUGUACAUACAUCCGUGUUAACAUCAGGUCAGACAUGGAAGAGAGUGUUUGCACAUACAUCCGUGUUAACAUCAAGUCAAACAUGGAAGAGUGUGUGUACACACAUUGGUGUUAACAUCAGGUCAGGUAACAUUCUCCUAUACUUGUACAUGUAUAUAUAAGCUUGGUGGAAUAGGUGAUCCAUGGAGUUUGUGUGGUAAUGUCGUUUGGGAUUCUCCUACACAUGAAGUAUAUAUACAGGCUUGGUGGAAUAGGCAAUCCACAGAGUUUGAGAGGUAAUUUCAUGUGGGAUUCUCCUGUACAGGAGGUAUAUAUACGCUUGGUGGAAUAGUCAAUCCACAGAGUUCGAGAGGUAAUUUCAUGUGGAAUUCUCCUGUACAGGAGGUAUAUACAGGCUUGAUGGAAUAGUCAAUCCACAGAGUUCGAGAGGUACUUUUAUGUGGAAUUCUCCUGUACAGGAGGUAUAUAUACGCUUGGUGGAAUAGUCAAUCCACAGAGUUCGAGAGGUAAUUUCAUGUGGAAUUCUCCUGUACAGGAGGUAUAUACAGGCUUGAUGGAAUAGUCAAUCCACAGAGUUCGAGAGGUACUUUUAUGUGGAAUUCUCCUGUACAGGAGGUAUAUAUACGCUUGGUGGAAUAGUCAAUCCACAGAGUUCGAGAGGUAAUUUCAUGUGGAAUUCUCCUGUACAGGAGGUAUAUACAGGCUUGAUGGAAUAGGCAAUCCACAGAGUUCGAGAGGUAAUUUCAUGUGGAAUUCUCCUGUACAGGAGGUAUAUAUAGGCUUGGUGGAAUAGUCAAUCCACAGAGUUCGAGAGGUAAUUUCAUGUGGAAUUCUCCUGUACAGGAGGUAUAUACAGGCUUGAUGGAAUAGUCAAUCCACAGAGUUCGAGAGGUAAUUUUAUGUGGAAUUCUCCUGUACAGGAGGUAUAUACAGGCUUGAUGGAAUAGGCAAUCCACAGAGUUCGAGAGGUAAUUUCAUUUGGGGAUUCUCCUGUACAGGAGGUAUAUACAGGCUUGGUGGAAUAGUCAAUCCACAGAGUUCGAGAGGUAAUUUCAUUUGGGGAUUCUCCUGUACAGGAGGUAUAUAUAUGCUUGGUGGAAUAGGCAAUCCACAGAGGUUUGAGAGGUAAUUUCAUGUGGAAUUCUCCUGUACAGGAGGUAUAUACAGGCUUGAUGGAAUAGGUAAUCCACAGAGUUCGAGAGGUAAUUUUAUGUGGAAUUCUCCUGUACAGGAGGUAUAUACAGGCUUGAUGGAAUAGGUAAUCCACAGAGGUUUGAGAGGUAAUUUCAUUUGGAAUUCUCCUGUACAGGAGGUAUAUACAGGCUUGGUGGAAUAGGUAAUCCUAUUGAAGUAUGCAUGAAGUACAUGUAAAACCAUUAAACUGAUCACCACAAGUAAAAGCUUACAUGAAACAACAAUCAAAUAGACAUUAAAGCCAAUACACAAACCCAAUGACUGGCCAUUGGCAGGACCCUGACUUCCAGUACUGAUAGCCUGGGAGGACUUUGUCCUUAUGAUGGCAUGUAGGCAUGUAUAAACUGUUAAAAGUAUGAUUUAAUAAUGAUUAAGCUGUGUAUUACACUCAAAGAUCAAAGGCUGUUAGUUUACCCGCUUCUUGGUUUAUAUCUACUGGAAACUUCAUUGUGAAUGUAGCUUUAGAGAAGUCAGACAACUGAGCAAAGUGCUUUAGUCUUGAUUAGCUUUACUGGACAUUUGAAUGAGUGAAACAUUUAGGGUCUACUCCAUAUCACAGAGUUAUUAGCAGUAACACUGGAUCUUUACAAAUACAACUCUGUUUUAUAUGUAUCAGAGUUUUGCAACAUGUUUCAUAGUUUAUUAGUUUGUUUUUUUUUUUAUCAAACUUUGCGUUCUGUUUUAAUAUCAUGUGAUUUGGGACAGCUGUAUUUUUGUAACAGUAUAGAUAGUAGAGUUAGCAAUGUAUGUGUGCAUAUAUCUAGUAUUUUGAGGACAAAGACAAGCUCUGAAUGUAUGCUGUAUUCCAGGAAUUUUUUGAUUUUCCCUCUGGAACUUUGUGUUAUGCAAAAAGACACAUAAUUAUCAGUGUAACUGGUUUCAUGUAUUUAUUCAUGUUCCCAUGAUUGCAUGUUAACUGGUUUCAUGUAUUUAUUCAUUUUAUCAUGUGUGCAUUUAUACUGGUUUCAUGUUUUUAUUCAUGUUCUCAUGUCUGCUUGUGAACCGGUUUUAUGUACUUAUUCAUGUUCUCAUGUGUGUUUGUGUACUGGUUUCGUGUAUUUAUUCAUGUUCUCAUGUGUGCAUGAUAAAUACAUUUGUUAUGUCAUUUGUUCUUUGUAAAAAAAAUUGUGAAGGAAGAAUGCAUAACUUUGCAUAAAAUACACAAUGUUGAACCAAUGAGAAUUUUGUUGAAAGUUUGUAAUGUGAACAAAUAGGCCAAGUACAUGUUGCCCUGAGGCCUAUAUCCUGCACAAAGGAAUUAUCUGAGUACUGUUGAGCUAACACAUAGGGCCUACAUGUACCUCUUAAAUGUGUUUUAGUUCCGUAAUUAAAUUUAUCAGUGUAUAGGUUGGUUGAAAGGGCCUGAGUACAAAAUGACAUUACAUUAUGCGGAAUGCAUGUAUUGCAAAUUUGCUACAACUAGUAUAACCUAUGGAGGGUUUCCCCAUGAAGUUAACCUGUUGCCUGUACAUGACAGACUUGUGCCAUUUUCCCAACAGAACACUUAUGUGUAUCCUCUGAAAAGCUCUGUGUACAAUUGAAACACAGUGUUGUUACAAAAAUAAACACCCACAUAAGUUUUUGUAAUUUGCGUAACUCGUCCAUCCACGAGAUGUGCAUCAGUGCAUGGAAUAACAAUCUAUUCUAGUAUCAUUCAGAAAACAUAGUAUUGUGUCAACUUUAACAGGUUUUUUUGUUGAGUGUAUGGUCAGUUUUUGUACGAUGAAUGCUGUAGUUAUUCAUUUUUGUGAUGUUAUAUUGUUCUUGAUUCGAUUUGUAAUUUGAUUGAGCUUCCAUACAUGCAAAAUAUGGAAAAUUCCAUCCCUAAAUUCCCACACAUGAUUCACAGCUAGGCAUUUACAUGUUCUAAUAUACCUUACACUAACUGGUAUGUUCCAUCCCUAAAUUCUCACACAUGAUUCACAGCUAGGCAUUUACAUGUUCUCAUAUACUUUACACUGACUGGUAUGUUCCAUCCCUAAAUUCUCACACAUGAUUCAUAGCUAGGCAUUUACAUGUUCUCAUAUACCUUACACUAACUGGUAUGUUCUAUCCCGACCCAGAUGUCUGAACAACAAAAUUUCAUGUAGCUUGCAUUCAUUUUAAAGUGUCUCUAGACCAAAGAGAACUUCCUGCUUGCCCACUUAUGAUUAUGGCUUUGUACAAAUUACAGUGUUACAUAAGGGAUUUAUAACCUAGAACAGUGGAGAAAGUCCUAUGGAAAGAUAAGGCAGAAUGCUAGGUGAGCAUGGUAGGAUUAAGCUGGGUUCAGUGGCCAUCAGUUUAUCCAAAACGCUGGCAUGAUAUAUAAUAAAUUUCACCUGUUGUUGUAAAGGUAGAUUACCUGAAUAUACCUAUGCAUGAUCUGUGUUACAAAGAUGUAGAAACUAAAACUUCUACUCACAUUUUGCAGGAAAUCCUGUGAACACUGGUUCAGACAGCUAUGACUAGUGGUGUGAAAGUUUCCUACAAAUGUACAGGAUGCAUUAGGCACCAUCCUGCAACACUGCCAGCUUUAUUAUGAAGAAUAUAGGUCUUUGUCUAAACUGAGAAUAUAGGUCUUUGUCUAAACUGACAAGUAACAUGAAUUAGUUAAUGGAAUAUCUGGUUUAAGAUUGGCUGAAUGUAGUAUUCCUGAUUCCUUCUCCAACACUGUACUGUGUAUAUCAUCCAGUACAUGUAUUCUUUCUCCCACACUGUACUGUGUAUAUCAUCCAGUACAUGUAUUCUUUCUCCAACACUGUACUGUGUAUAUCAUCAACUCCAUGUAUUCUUUCUCCCACACUGUACUGUGUAUACCAUCCACUACAUGUAUUCUUUCUCCCACACUGUACUGUGUAUAUCAUCCAGUACAUGUAUUCUUUCUCCCACACUGUACUGUGUAUAUCAUCCAGUACAUGUAUUCUUUCUCCCACACUGUACUGUGUAUAUCAUCAAGUCCAUGUAUUCUUUCUCCAAGACUGUACUGUGUAUAUCAUCAACUCCAUGUAUUCUUUCUCCCACACUGUACUGUGUAUAUCAUCCACUACAUGUAUUCUUUCUCCCACACUGUACUGUGUAUAUCAUCAACUCCAUGUAUUCUUUCUCCCACACUGUACUGUGUAUAUCAUCAACUCCAUGUAUUCUUUCUCCCAAACUGUACUGUGUAUAUCAUCCACUACAUGUAUUCUUUCUCCCACACUGUACUGUGUAUAUCAUCAACUCCAUGUAUUCUUUCUCCCACACUGUACUGUGUAUAUCAUCAACUCCAUGUAUUCUUUCUCCACACUGUACUGUGUAUAUCAUCAACUCCAUGUAUUCUUUCUCCCACACUGUACUUUCUAUAUCAACUCCAUGUAUUCUUUCUCCCACACUGUACUGUGUAUUUUAUCAACUCCAUGUAUUCUUUCUCCCACACUGUACACUGUAUAUCAUCAACUCCAUGUAUUCUUUCUCCCACACUGUACUGUGUAUAUCAUCAACUCCAUGUAUUCUUUCUCCCACACUGUACUGUGUAUAUCAUCAACUCCAUGUAUUCUUUCUCCCACACUGUACUGUGUAUAUCAUCAACUCCAUGCAUUCUUUCUCCCACACUGUACAGUGUAUAUCAACUCCAUGUAUUCUUUCUCCCACACUGUACUGUGUAAAUCAUCAACUCCAUGUUUUCUUUCUCCCACACUGUACAGCAUAUAUCAUCAACGCCAUGUAUUCUUUCUCCCACACUGUACAGUGUAUAUCAUCAACUACAUGCAUACAUUAGGUAAAUGACCUCAAAUUUGGCUCUGUUUAAGUUGCACAGUUUGACAUAUUCUAUGAGAUCUGCUAUAGAAAUGUGUUCCCAUGUUUGCUUGGAAGGUUAGAUGAUAUACUGCUGCAAAAAAGGUAAGUUUCAUCACCAAAGUUUCAUAUUCUGACCUAUAUUUGCCUCUAAAAAUGCACUUUUUGACGUGAAGUUUUAGGUGAUUUAUGGCAGCCUACUCUUGUGCAGACUGCUGACUAACUCACAAUGUUGUGAAUUAAGUGCAUGUGUCAAAAAUGCAACAAAAUUGAUUAAUGUUGAAACUGUAACCUGGAAGCCAUUCAUAAGGUUAACCUGACCAUUCAUUAGCUUAACCUGACCAUUCAUAAGGUUAACCUGACCAUUCAUAAGGUUAACCAAACCAUUCAUAAGGUUAAC